UAAAUAACCGAUGACAAGUCGGCUCUCCGGAAAGGAAUGCAUAUUUAUUUCUGAGUAGAAUCGAUACUUUGACGUAUGUGCCUGAAAAUUGUCAAAAAUGGCAUUCAGAAGUUUUAGGCAAAACUGUUCAUCUUCAGUAUGUGACCCGGUUGGCUUCAUUGGAAGAAGAGAAAUUGGUAACACUCAACCAAAUACAUCAUCAGACAAAUUUAUGAGGCACAGAACCAGCUUAGCAAAAAACUUGUUCAAGAGAGAACUUAAAGCACAUUAUGGAUGUGUUAAUGCAAUAGAGUUCUCACACAAAGGAGGACAAUUUAUGUCUUCAGGUGGUGAUGACAGAAGAGUGUUAUUGUGGAACAUAGAGAAAGCCCUGUCAGAUAUAGGUUCUCCUAAGAUAAUGAAAGGAGAACAUAACAGUAACAUCUUCUGUAUUGCUUUUGAUCAUGACAACAAGAAGAUAUUUUCUGGUGGUAAUGAUGAACAAGUCCUUGUACAUGACAUUGAAAGUGGUGCCACAUUAGAUGUGUUCAUGCAUGAUGAUGCAGUGUAUGGACUGACAUCUGACCCUAACAAUGGCAAUGUGUUUGCCAGUGCCUGUGAUGAUGGAAGAAUUUUAGUAUUUGACAUAAGAGAACCAGCUACUACAGAACCAUUCUGUUUGGCAAAUUACACUUCAUCGAUGCAUGCAGUGGCAUAUAACCCAGUAGAACCACGUCUGCUUGCUACAGCUAAUGCUAAAGAGGGCAUUGGAUUAUGGGAUAUCAGGAAACCUGGAAGUUGUUUAUUGAGAUAUGGUAGUGGUUUAGUACAGCAGAGUUGUAUGAGUGUCUGCAUUAGUAAGAUGGGAGACCGACUGCUAGCAUUACGAAGACGUCUACCUCCAGUUUUAUAUGAUAUAAAAAGUCCCUUUCCUUUAUGUGAAUUUGACCAUGCUGGAUAUUACAACUCUUGUACAAUGAAAAGCUGCUCAUUUGCUGGAGAUAGAGAUCAGUAUGUUUUGUCUGGAUCUGAUGACUGUAAUCUAUACAUGUGGAAGAUACCUGAUGAUUUAUCAAAAAGACAGUUUGUAAAUGAUGCACACAUGGUAUUACAAGGACAUAGAUCUAUUGUAAAUCAAGUGAGGUUUAAUGCAGCCAAUCAUCUUAUCUUAUCAUCUGGUGUUGAAAAAUCAAUCAAGGUAUGGAGUCCAUUUCCAGUGCCGACAUCAGAAGGUGGAAUAGAUUCCCUUUCUGUCAAGAAGAAUUCAGCUAGACCUGCCUACUCACAUGAGGAAUAUAUCAACCUUGUGCUACAAACUGGUCAUGUGAUGACACAUGAUUAUUCCAGCCAAUCAGUGGAGGAAGAUCCUCGAAUGCUUGCUUUCUUUGAUUCAUUAGUACAAAGAGAACUUGAGGGGUUCAGUUCUAGUGAAGACUUUGCUAGUAGUGAUGGAGAAUUAUUGGAUAGAAUUGAAAAUAUACACGAUUCUGAUUUCUCAGAUUCCGAAAGUAAUGAUUCAGGGCAUGUUACACAAAACCAAACUUCAAGUACUCUUAACCAAGAAAAUGGUCAGGAGGAUUCAUCAGUUAAUUCUUUCUCUGUGACCUUUGCUAGUGCUGCUGACCAAUACAGUGAGAUUUCCAAUAGUUCGGACAAUGAUACAGACCCUGAAAAUAAUUCUCUACAAGGUGGAAAGACUAUAGAAAAGCUGAUAAAAGAAAGAUGCAAGCAACGAAAACUUAAUGGAAAGACUAAAAGAAAGAGACCUUUGGUCACAUACAGUUCAGAUUCUAGUGACAGUGAAAAAGACAAAAACACAGCAAGUGAGAGUUCUACUAAUAGGGAACAAGUUCAAGGUCACUCACUAAAUAUGCUGUCUGCUCAUAGACAGAGAAAUCGCUUACAGUUAAAAAGAUUAAAACUGUUGAGAGAUAGUGCUUUAAAUAGUGAUUCAGAUAUAAAUGAUACUGAAAGUUUAGAAGAGAGCGAGAAAAACAAUAUUCAUAAAAAUGCAGCAUGUGAAAAUUUAACUGAAAAUUCAAAAUGUGAAGAAAAUAAUAAACGUAAAAACAGUGAAGAGGAUAUGGGACCAUACUUGCAUGAAGCAGAAAAUCAGCCAUCUUGUUCAAAAUCCUUGGCUAGCGCUUCUUCAGACUGUUUUGAAAAUGUAGAAACUGGUGAAGGUCCCAAAAAUAAUGAACCUGAAGUUAAUGGCCAGCAAAAUGGAUUCAAAAGAUUAAAAAAUAAAACUGCUUCAAGAAAGUAUAGAAGUCACAGUAAAACUGAAGAUAAUUAAAAUGAAAUCAUUAUUUUAUGCCAUUUGUCUUUCAUUAUCAUAUGUACGUUGUAUUAUUAUUAGGAGAAUAUAAAGUUAGUAGAUUUUCUACUUAUAAUCUCAGCUGUCAUUCAUAUUCUAUCAGCAUGAUCAAUUUGUACUAAUACAUUAUAAAAAAUAGUAAUGAAAUAAGUGUUCAGUAUUCUUUAAUCUAAAGGAAAAGGUGAGGCCUCAUUUUUUGUCCAAAAUUUGAAUUACACUUUUAGUAAUAUAAAUGAUAUAUUUCAUUUCGAAAUAAGAAUAGAGUAGGAAUGGAUCUGAGAAAUAAGACACUAUGAUUUGUAAUGAGUGCAGAUUGAAAUCGUUAAUGAAAUAAUUGUUUAAAUUCAGACUGGUCUGCAAGACUUGAAAUUGGAAUGUACAUAUUAUUAUAUUUCCCCCCUCCAAUAGCUGAUAGUUCUUUAAUCGAUAAAAUUAUCACCAGUUGAAAGAAAAUUCUUCUGUCUGUACUUUGUGAUGUGGCUUUAAUGAUCUUUUAUAAAUCCAAACUUAUGUUAUUGUUUUAUUUUUCAUCAGAAUUAUAAACCUGUUUGUUAAGUUAUAUUUUUUGUUUUUGUUUUGUUUAAUGAAAUCUAUAUGUAAGCAAUUGUCAACCAUUUAAGUUAAUAUGUUCAGGCAUAAUUAUUGAAUUCAAUAUGUAGUUUUUUCAUUAAAAAUACACUAACUUAUAUAAGUGUUAUAUAUAUUUGUCUGUUAUAGAAAUGCUAACAGAUAAAUAGUUCAAAUUUAGUUUUUUAAGUCAUAAAAUGCAGAUUUUAAUGAUUUUAUCAACACUUGUUUUAGGAAACUUACAGUUAAACUGAUCAAAUUUUUAAAAUAAAAUUUGGUAUGCAUUUGCAUUGGCAUUUAUAGAUGUUCUUUUGUGUCUUGUGAAAUUAAGAUGUGCAUGUUGAAUAAAUGUUAUCAGAAAUACUGUAAGGCAUUAUUGGGAUCCAUUUAAGGUGGUACCCAACACUUUCACUAAAAUAAAUUUGGCUUGUUUAAUUUUCAUAAAAUUUUGACAAAGAAUUUACUUUGACCCUUUGACUAAAAUAUAAAAAAUUCAAAAUAUUUAAACCAACCAAUUGAUCAGAAAAAUUACACUGGUUAUAUAGCAGUUUGACAAACACUUAUUUUGAUCAUAAAGAAGCUUAAGAUUCCCUGAACAACACAAAACAGUCUAUUAUUUGAACUUGGAAUAAUUUUUAAUUAUGGAAUUUGCUUAAUUUCUUGUGUUUAAUUUUUUUUGAUAAAUCUAUGUUUAUUUGGUAUUAUAAUUUUUUGAGUGGUUAAUAACACUUUCCAUACAAUGUAUUUUGGUU
This is a messenger RNA of Mytilus trossulus (common blue mussel), 3615 nucleotides long. Its product is annotated as DDB1- and CUL4-associated factor 5-like. The transcript is spliced from 9 exons. Gene Ontology annotation, molecular function: protein binding. The record is from RefSeq and is a predicted model, not a curated record. Gene Ontology annotation, cellular component: cytoplasm; Cul4-RING E3 ubiquitin ligase complex. NCBI's taxonomy places the organism in Eukaryota, Metazoa, Mollusca, Bivalvia, Mytilida, Mytilidae. The coding region runs from base 98 to 2275 and encodes 725 amino acids.